CUUCAUAUCAUUAGUUUCUAACAUCACCAUGGUGAGGCUAAUGAGGGACAAAACGCAGCAAGCAGUUAGUGCCUUGUUUGGUCCCAUUGCUUCAUUUCAUGUCUUUGUUUCUUCCAUGAAUUGAAAAUCAAAUUCGUGAAGUUGAAGAUGGGACGACGCGGAGAACACUGAAACCAGAAAAACAUGACAUGAAAAUUGAAUAAUACCAAUAAACGAAAUAUCCCAUAUUAAAUAUCUCCUCUCUUACACUUUAUUAAUAUCCCAACCUCCCAAUCAUUAAACACGCCCAUCUAAUCAUUCGCCCAAAAUAUCCCUCACACUUGCUCUGUAACAACUGCCCUCACCGUCACCGGUACCCAUGUCCGCUGCUGCUGCUGCUGCUGUCGUUGCCUUGGCGGAUCAGCUCGCCACUCCUAUCCUAGACGCCGAAUCCCCCAAUCUCCUCCAAUCCAUUUCUUCUCACGGAGGCUACGCUUACGUUAGCAUGGCCACCCUCGCUGCCUCCGGUGACUUCCGAGCGGCGGAAGCCGCUCGUGAGAUGGCUUGGGAGCAGCUUCAUUCUGGUCCAUGGCAUUCUGUUCUCCCCGUCUGGCGGGACGCCUACGCAAUGGCGUGUCUCUACGUGGCCAAGUUCCAUUAUCGAAACGGUGAGUUCAAGGAUGCGCUUAGGGUUUUGGAUAUGGGGUUGAUCAUGGGAGGAAUGUUGUUGAGGAAGGAUUUGGAUUCAGCUAUUGAAAUCAUAUCGGUAAAAGCGAGAGAAAAUAAUGGUCAAAGCGAGGGUUGUGAGAAAUCGGAGCUUAUAUUGAUUCGGGAAGCCGAGCUUGAGAAGUCGGAGGUGCUUCAUUUUUUACCUGCCAAGUCCUUAUCUAGCAAGAUUGUGGGGAAGAGAUCUGCUCUAUCUUUGGAGGCUUUUCUACGUGAACAUUUCUUAUGUGGUUGUCCUGUUAUAAUUAGUGAUUGUAUGGCUCAUUGGCCUGCCAGGACAAAGUGGAAUGACAUGGAUUACCUCAAAAAGGUUGCUGGUGAACGCACGGUUCCAGUUGAGGUUGGGAAAAACUAUUUAUGCCAAGAGUGGAAACAAGAACUUAUAACGUUUUCCCAGUUUCUUGAGAGGAUUCAGUCCAGUGGUUCUUCUUCUGAUGUGCCCACCUAUCUUGCACAGCAUCCAUUGUUUGAUCAGAUAAAUGAGCUGAGGAAUGACAUUUGCAUUCCUGACUACUGUUUUGUUGGUGGUGGGGAGCUUAGAUCUCUUAAUGCUUGGUUUGGUCCAGCUGGGACAGUUACACCAUUGCACCAUGAUCCACACCAUAAUAUACUUGCGCAGGUUGUUGGCAGAAAGUAUAUUAGGCUUUACCCUGCUUCGUUGUCUGCAGAACUUUAUCCAUAUAGUGAAACCAUGCUUUGCAAUUCCAGCCGGGUUGAUCUGGACAAUGUAGACGAGAGAGAAUUUCCAAAUAUGCGUGACUUAGAAUUUCUGGACUGCAUUUUAGAAGAAGGGGAAAUGAUUUACGUCCCACCAAAAUGGUGGCACUAUGUCCGAUCUCUGACAACGAGUUUCUCGGUUAGCUUUUGGUGGAGCGACUCAGGAAGUUGAGGCGUGUCAUGAUGUUAGUGUUUUCAUGCUAUGAUUUUACCUAGCAUAGUGCUAAGAUAUCAACUGGGUGUACUGCAAAAAUAUCGGAGGUACAUUUUUGUACUGAGAGACCAAAAGCGGGUUAAUCGACAAUUAUAGAAAAUGCAUAUGACUGUUGUUAAGCCAAGGGAUUGGUGAUGAUUUAAUCAUAGGAAGUUUGGUGAUAGAAACUAUUAACAUAGUCUGCAAUAUUUUAAGUUAGCAAAAGUGGGAGUCCACCUUUCUAUUGUGAUCUCGUACUCAUGUCUCCUAUGGAAGAGAUUCUGUUUCCAUUGUGAUACUGGAGUAAUGGAGGUUGAUCUGAUUUUAUUAUUA
Molecule: messenger RNA, 1948 nt
Organism: Hevea brasiliensis (rubber tree)
Lineage: Eukaryota; Viridiplantae; Streptophyta; Magnoliopsida; Malpighiales; Euphorbiaceae
Product: lysine-specific demethylase JMJ30
Exons: 6
Coding region: 359-1594 (411 amino acids)
Molecular function (GO): 2-oxoglutarate-dependent dioxygenase activity
Source: RefSeq, a predicted model, not a curated record